Chiloscyllium plagiosum (whitespotted bambooshark) is the source of this 2136-nucleotide messenger RNA. Lineage: Eukaryota; Metazoa; Chordata; Chondrichthyes; Orectolobiformes; Hemiscylliidae. The record is from RefSeq and is a predicted model, not a curated record.
AAUGGAGACAUUUUAUUUCGAGAAGAAUUGUUGCAGAGCAAGUGGGCAGCUGUUCUGGACUCAGCUCGGAACAAAACCACUCAGACUCCGUCCAUUGGACAGUGCGUUCAAGAGGCCUUGAUCAUUGCAAAACUGGCUUCUGAAAGUGUCUGCGAUUACCCAAAAUUAUCUGCAGCUGUGAAGGAAGGACAUAUAAUCCCAUUUCUUGAAGCAAACUCUUGUCUGUUAGCAGAUCUAAUGCAGGUUCUUAGAAGCGGGGAUGUGGAGAAGGUCAGAGCAAUUCUUCGGAGCUCUGAGAUACAAAAGGAACUGGCCAUGUUGUUGGACCAUGAAGGAAGAGACUCGUUGAGUUGUGAUCUACCAUCACCUUUUGCUGAAAAGCAAGAGAUCAAUGAGUCAGCAGUCAAGAAAUGUGAAGACUACCAAGCAAUUGGCAAUGAAUUAUACAGCGAUGCUUUUGUUCCUGUGGAAAUCACUAAUGUUGAGUCCCAAUCUGAUCGAUUAGAGCUUGAGAGUCAGAAGGUUACGAGCGCAAAAUCAACUUGUCUGUCUGCACAGAAGACUGUAGAUUUCACUGAAAGUGAUACAGCUACUUGUAUACCACCUAAGACACAUUUCAACUUGAAAGGAGAUUUUGCUAGUUUCGACCCAAAGGCGUUGACUGAAACCAUUAGAAAACUUGAGGCUAAACUCCAGAGACUUCAGGCAGAGAAGGUGGAUAUGGGUCAGCAUUUGCAGUGUACAAACAGCCAGUUGCUUCAUGCAUCUGAAGAGAAAAGUAAAUUAGCAGAUCAAUUGCAUCUUGCAAAUAGCGAAGUGAACCAAUUAUCUCAGAAGCUUGAGGAGAUAACCGAAGAAAAGACUCAGGAGAAAGAAUCCAUGAAAAACAACUUGAGGAAAGAAAAUGAGGUUCUGGAAAAACGAAAUAAAGAGCUGCUGAAUGGGAUAGCAAAACUGGAAUCUGACCAAAGAGAGCUAGAAGCAGCCUUUCGAGAGAAGAAUGAGGAAUGUUUACAGAGAAUGUCUAAACUAAAAGAAGAGAAGAGUAAACUGGAAGACACAAUUAGCUGCAUGCAGAAAGAAAAUGCACAGAACUUAGCAGAGUGUCAUCAAAUUGUUGAAAACUUAAGCACACAAAAUGAGGAGCUGAAGGAAAGAGUAUCAGAACUGGAAUCCAAGUAUAAAACACUCGCUAACACAGUGACAGGAUUGAAGCAAGAGAAAGGAGAGCUGAUGAAGGAAAAUGAGCAUCUGCUAAAAAACAUUAACGAACUGGAGAGCGAGAAGGCACGAAUAAUACACCAAACUGUGCACCAGUUAACAAGAGAGAAUGAAAAUCUUUUAGCAAAGGUCAGGAAACUGGAAAGUGAAGUAGAGACGUACUUUAUUGAGAGCAGUACAGUACAAGACAAAAUAAAUCAUUUGGAAAAUGAGAAUACCAACUUGAUAAAUUUGAAGGAAAGUCUAGUUAAAGAACUGAGAGCCCAGGGAACAAGUGAAAUAACUAAGCAAGAUGAAUUAAAGCAACAAAAUGACAAUUCAACACGAGGUGGUACCUUCAAAAAAGAUGACAGGGACAAGACUGAGAAAAUGUGCCAAGUGCAACAAAAUAUGGAUCUGCAGGAACAGAAUGAUGCAGUAAAUGAUGGAUUGGCAGAGUCAUCAAUAGUUAAACCCCAGGGAGGAUCUAAUGAUUACCGGAACUUGAGGUGCAAAAUAAAUGCAGAAGACCAAAAAUACCUUGCUGAAGAAACUGGAACUGUCACAGAAACAUGCUUGGAAGAAAAUGCAAUGGUGAAUGAUGUAGCUUUUGAAGUUGUUAAUUAUUCUGACAAAAUUAAGUCAUUGGAAAGUACUGUUAAGGAAAAGGAUCAAGCCCUGAAAAAGCUGAAGCUGGAUUAUGAUACUUUCCAAAGAAAACUGAUGGAUAUUGAGGAGAAAUCUGCAACUGCUGACAUAAAGUUAAAGCACAAAGGGCUGGUUUUGCAGGGGAAAGAGAGCCCAGUUAAGAAACCUGUGACUGAGACGCUGCCGUUGACUUUGAUCGAAAGGAACAAUGCACUUGAGAUGUUACUUGAGAAAACAGAAAUGGAGCUCAACUCAAAGCAAGAAGAACUGGACAAGACAAAAACUGAG